AUGGGCUUUGUUGAGGAACUCAAGACCGGAAACUUUAGUCUCUACGGGCAAUGGCAACUAACCGCUAGGUGUAUAUCGUUUGCUGUAGUUCUUAUUGUCCUCGGUGGGGUGACGUUCUUGUUCCACAUUGUGUACUCGAUUCUGGCGAUCGUGUUUGGCGCCAUCUGCAUCCUGAUCGAGAUUCCGUUCUUAAUGAAGCUGUGUCCGACGGGGCCGGCGUUCGACAGGGCGUUCGGCGGGCUCAAGAACCACUGGUGGCGGUUUGUUGCAUACUUGGUGUAA
Messenger RNA from Linderina pennispora, 282 nucleotides. RefSeq lists its product as uncharacterized. The record is from RefSeq and is a predicted model, not a curated record. NCBI's taxonomy places the organism in Eukaryota, Fungi, Kickxellomycota, Kickxellomycetes, Kickxellales, Kickxellaceae. Gene Ontology annotation, cellular component: membrane. The transcript is spliced from 2 exons. The coding region runs from base 1 to 282 and encodes 93 amino acids.